UGUUGAUGAGUUUCCUCAAAGCGUUCGCAGACAAGGUUGCGCGUGCAGCGACCAACACUGGUCCGCCAACGCCAGGCAGUGGCAGCAGCAGCAGCAGCAGCAGUGGCAGUGGCAGUGGUGCUCCAAGCCAGCCCCAGCUUCAGUCUGGCGCAGGGGCAGGAGCAGCAGCAGGAGCAGGAGCAGCAGCAACAACAGCGGCCGACCAGCGAGCGACAACGGCUGGAGCAUCCCAGUCCGCCUCUGCGCCCCAGCUCGCCGCAGCGUCUUCUGCGGGAUCUGCAUCUGGAUCGGCGUCGACCGCGCAGGUCCCAGCAGGGCGCCCUUCGCUGACGGCCGCUGGCGUCGCCGUCCCCGACGUUCCUGCAGCCGCGCUUCUGAAAGAUCCAUUGCAAGUCCAGAACUUUAAAAAGGCGUACGCACAAUUCCGACGCUUCAAGACAACUGAGGAACAAGAGGUUUGGCUCGACUCGAUCUUGCCGUUGGUGCUACGUUUCUUCACAGGCGUCUCUCCCGAUCAUGUUGGCGAAGUUCUCGGAGACGUGCGCACUCUCGUGAGUCUCACGGCCAGCCGCGUCGUCAAGAUUAUCAAGGAGAUUUUAGCAACUCAAUCGCGCGUGGGCGCCAGUGCAGCCAUUCUCCAGGCAUUCGUCCAGCAACCCGAUGGCUCCGCCUCGAGAGGAAACGUGGCGUUGCGCGCGUUGGAUAUUUUUGCUUCCAACAAGUCGUCCAACAUGCUCGACACAAUGAUCUCGACAUCGGCUCUGGCAUCAACGCUGGCGAAAGCACUGAGUGUGAUGAUUGAGCUUCCUCCUAUGCCGGAUGGCGCUGCGAAGAUCGCGAAUGGGUGUGCCAGUGAAAUUUCGAGUCUCCUCGUCAAGUUGUGCAAGUUCGCCACCACCGUCGACGAGCUGGUCAAAACGGACAGCUUGGUGUUACUUUUGCGUUCGCUUUUCGUCAGGUGCCCCCCGGCAAACCUCCGCUGGCGGAAGGCAUGCGUCGAUGUGCUUGUGAGCAGCUGCUCGCGGCCACACCUUGGCAACACCAUGAUUGAAUACUUGCGUGAUCGGGACUGCGUUGCUGGUGCUCUCAAGUGCAUUGUGGCAUCGCGCGAGCAGCAGCAACAACAGCAACAACAGCAACAUCAGCAGCAGCAGCAGCCUCCACAAUCACCCUUAUCAGCUCCGGCCUCGCCCUUGUCCCAUCCGGCUCAACUCGCCCAUCCAGCAUUUAGUACGACCUCGCUUUCUAUGAGCGACUAUGCCGACAUCCUGCGGGUCGUGUCUCACAUGCUGUUUGAGUCAUGCCAAAUCAGCCGGAAACUUCUCGACCAGUUCGCCUCACAGCAAGGUCAUUCUUUGAUUCACGAGCUGAUCAGCGCGUUUGACAGUGUGUUGACUGCUGCGCUUCCAGAAAAGUCGAUUCAGAGACAACUCAUGACCGCACACGGGCACUCGCCUGAUUCACGAGACGAUACGGCCCAACCAGAACUCACUUUGCCACCGGCACUCAACCCGCUCUUCUUGUCUGGCACGCCGACAGCCCUUGAUAUCGCGGCAGCUGGACGCUGUAUUGAUGCGCUCGGUGAUUUGGUGUUUGCUGGACCGAUGCGAAUCUCCCCUUCGCUUGGUGCAUCCGCCGCGCACCACAACAAGUCUUUCCGGCUUCCUUCCGCUCAAGACGAGCGCAGCACUGUGCGUGACAUGCGCGCUUUUGAGAUGCUGAUGGCCCUCUUCUCAACAGCGACUUUCCAACCCGUUGGUGGUCACCUCCUCACCGCCAUCUACCGCGUCUUGUCGGCCGACUUGGUCAACUACUUUAUCGUCGAGGCGCACCACCCGGUCGUCAUCAUGCUCCAGCGAUCGCCAGUGCUCGACGUCGAGUCCAUCGAGCGCAUUUUUAGCAUCCUCGACUAUGUCGUGUUUAGUCUGGGGUUUGUGCCAUUCCGUGAGCUGCAGGAACUCGGGUAUCUGAUUGAAAAACUCGGAUCGCAUCCUUUGUCUGGGCGCAUCCUCCAGAUGGUGCACAAGUUCCUCUUGUUUGACGACAAGUUCAAGCGCAUCUUUUGUGAGGCAGAGCUCAUUGACAAGCUCAUCGUUCUGGUCCAGGACAACCUGAAACUGCACAAGCUCCAACUUGGCUCCCAGCAGGGCAUGACGCUCGAGCUCCUGCCGCCCCAAACGUCGACUCUCGAUGUGGCUUUGUCGGUGCAAGUCCCUCCUUCUCCUCUUCCUCCUCCUCCUCCUUCACUCACGGCCGCCGCCCUGGCCGAGACGAGUGCCGACAUGAGCGGCUUCCUUCGCCACAUUGCGAGCGUGCUGCGGCUGAUGCUGACCAACAAGGACAAUGUUGUCGUCUUCAGAAAGCUUGGUGGCACGGCUGCCCUUCACGAAAUGCUCACCUUGGAUGACUUGCGCUCACACGCACUGCGUCUGAUUGUCAAACUCAUCGAGGAGGAUAGCACACAGGGUCACGGCGAUUUGCGCCAUAUUCUGGAACUCUUCCAGAACGCCCCGAUGGACCGAAUCGACCUCAAACUCGACCUUCUUGGUGCGCUCAUUGAAGUCAUGCUGUCGAGCAGUCUCGCUCAGACCACCUUCCGCGAAGUUGGCGGUUUUCUUUCAAUGAUGUCGGUGCUAUUAGCGCUCGACUCUGCUUCUCGCAACAGCGCCGCCACCAGCCGCACUCCUACUACAGCAUCCCCCGAUCCCGCAUCUGCCUUGGCAGUCGAGGCCGCGCCCGAUGCAUCGCCACAGGAAGUCACAGAGAUUGCGACAAUCAGUGGCCAGACUGUGCUUCGCCGUCCUGGUCUUCCCGCGCCGCUGCUCCUGUUGCUUCGCACCGUCCUUCAGACGCUCACUGCGGCCAUGCGCAACCAUCUGUAUAACAAGGCUUGCUUCCGAACGCAAGUCGGGUUUGACUCGUUGCACGACACGUUGCUCAUGCUCCGGCUGCUGUCGUCCGAGAGCGCCGUCGAUCUGUUUGAGAUGCUCUUUGAUUUCGCCACGGACGAAAUCCCUCUCCGAGAGCCAUCGAUUGACGCCCAACAAGCUCGCAAACAGAGGGCAACCUCCACGUCUGCUGCAAUUCUCUUGCAGCACGGACCCGGCUCUGCGCUGAAUGUCUCGGCCGCUCCCGAGGUUGUUCCGACAUCCCCAGCCGCGUUGACUCCUACAACAACGACAGCGGCAGAGGCUGCCCAAGCUCCAGCAGCAGCAGCAGCAGCAGCAGCAGCAGCAGCAGCAGCGGCCGAGCCAUGCUCUGCUCCCUUCAUUGCGCAACAACUUCAGGCCCUGCCAGCCCUCGCUCAUCGCACCAUUUUCAACCCCGAAGCUGUCGUCCUCGUUGUGCGACUCUUGGGCGCGUCGCCCGAUGCGCUCCGAUCUGAAAUGCUGGCCCGCCUCGCCGACUUGUUUGCCGGGGACCGCAAUCGAGAGAUUGUGGCCGAGGCCGGCAUUUUGCAAGAGUUUAUGGCCGUGUAUGGCGAACAGCUGCAGGACGAUGCCGACCCGCUGCAUUCGGCCGUGACGCGACUGUUUGUAGGCAUCGGCUCCAAACGAUUGUCAAACGAAGAGUUGCGCCAUUUUUUGAAUUUGUGCCUCACCGGUCGAGCCAAGGCUGCUGCACUUCUUGCGCAGUACCCGCUCGAUGGCUCCGCUGGCAACGCGGUCCCGACAGUCAACAACACUGCGUCAGCCUCCGUCAUUGUCACCUCGUCCAUCACGGGGAGCACCGUGCAGACAGUGACGGACGCGGCACGAAACACCCAAAUCAUUUCUGCGUCCCAACUCGCCGCCCUCGAAUCGAUGGCUGCGGCAACCCCGCCAUCCGCCUUCACGGAGUUUGACAUGACGACAGAUGGACAUGCUUGCUUGAUGACCAGUCACUUUGCGGAGCGGUCGUGGCCGCCGUCGAACGGCUUCACCUAUGCCGCUUGGGUUUGCGUCGAUGACUUUGGUGACGCCGACAACCACCCCGUGCGCCUGUUCUCCAUCAUGUAUGGCGCCAACUGCGUCGCAUCAGCAUACAUUAGCUCGGUGGACAAACUCCUGUACUUGCAAAUCUCCGGGACGGUAGUCCGAUUCGAUGCCUACCCUUUUCUUCCAGUCGGCGUGUGGCAUCACGUCGCCGUUGUGCUUCAGCGCCAUCGCUUGAAAGGCACGACUGCGUUGAUUUAUGUGGACGGCAAUCAGGUUGGCACGUCAAAGAUUUCCUAUCUUCCAAGCGUUCCGUCGUCGUCGUCUAGUGCCUCGUCCGCGGCUGCUGGCAAUGGCGGCACUGCGACUGGCGAAUCGGUUGUGACGGCGUGCUUUGGUACCCUGCAUGCAGACCGCUUGCGGUCGUCCCAGCGCUGGAAGCUGGGCCAAACGUACAUGUUUGACGACGGUCUGCCUCACGCCACCUUGGCAGUCAUGUUCUUGCUGGGACCUGCCUAUGUGGGCAACUUCCAAGGCAAUCUGCGGUCGUUCCACACGCACGACAUGAUUGUCCUUGGUCCUGUCAAUCCUUCGUCAUUCCAUUUGCAAUCUGGGUCUUCGGGUGCUGCAACAGCAGCAGCAACAGCAGCAACAGUAGCAGCGCCAGGCCUUCCCCACCAACAAUCGUCGUUGCAAUCUCAAGGCAGCAUGGCCGAGUAUGUCGUCAUGUCGCCGUCGGCGUUGCUUUCCCCAAGUGCUGCGAAUGGCAACCCUUCGUUCUCGUUCGAGUCUCAGACGCCACUCGUGACCCUGAGCCUCACAAACUCUCUUGUGGCGGCGCGAGGAGCGAUUGAUCGGGAGCGAAUUGUAGGCGUCGAAGCCGAGGAAGCUGCGACGGGAGCGAGCAUUAACGCCAGCGCGUCGGGUGUCUCGACGAACGCAUCGGGUGCUGGUUCGGGUGCACCCACGAGCGGAGCCGGCUCGGGCACUGGCAGCAGCGCUGGCGAACACGACUACUCGGAGCGCGCAGUGCACGCGGCGGGCUUGGCCGAGGCAGCUGCGAAUGGCCUCGACUUUAACAUUGCUCACGUCUCGACUCCUCUGGUCUCAAGCGAGCGAAUUUUGCUCGCCAUCAACCCGCGCAACACGGCCAGUUUGUCUGGCGACGAAAAGUACUACUAUUACCAGCACGCACAGCACUUGCCGCACCUCCGAGAAACAUGCGAAACGGACGCGAAUGCACCCCUGCCGGUUUUGUUGAAUGCGGCCAAGCUCGGUACUGUGCAGCCGUUUGUUGUCUUCCUCUCCGGUCGUGCUCGCGCUUUCGGCCCAGUAGGGGUCGCCAAUGUGCUGCGACAAAUUGGUGGCAUCUCUGUCGUUCUUCGUCUGAUUGAGAGUUCGUCCACCACCGACAUGCUCUGCCAUGCUCUCGGCCUCUUGAUUGCAUCGCUGCGACACAAUCCCGCCAAUACAUCCGACAUGGACGCGACGGAUGGCUACCGCGUUCUUGCCAUGAUGCUCAAGGCCAAGACGAGCCUCAUCAACAAGGACGUGCUCCAGCUCUUGUUCAUGCUGGUCGGCAAGCUGCAAGAUCGCAAUACCUCCAUUAUUGCCAACACGGCUGCUUGUUUCCAUCUCAUUCUCGACUUUGAUCUGUGGCGCGGCACCGGUCUGCAAGUUCAAAAGCAGCUGUUCCAGUACUUGUAUGACCUUGUGCGUCAUAGCCGGAAUCGGGCGCAUAAUUUGAUGCGGCUUCGAACUAUUUCUGCCGUGCGGAAAAUGCUCGAGCUACUCCGAGACGAUACUCUGCCCAAGGAUAUCGUUCGUGAAGUGGUGGAUGUGCUUGCCGCUGUGAUGGAGUUUGAGCUGGUGGAGUCGGAUCUUGCCAAUUUUGGCGACUUCCUCGUCACCACGCUCAACCCGGACAGCGAUCAAGGAGAUUCGUCCGUCCUCGCAUUAGCCUUGUCGGCGCUUCCAGUGCACACCACAAGUACUGGUGUCACGUACCGCAAACGAAAUCACACUGCCAACUUCCUGCUGGUGGAUGUCGAUUACACAACCCCGAGCGUAGCCCCCACAAGCGACGCGAGUGGAGCUGGAGCUGCAGCUGCAGCUGCUUCUACCGCUGCCACCGCCGCUGGGACCACGGCGGCGGGAAGCUCUGCUCCAAGCAUCAACAGUGCAGCCAUCGGAGCCGUGUCGCGCAAGAUUUUCAUUCGCAAUCUGCUGCUCAACGUGCUACUCAACCUGCUGGGGGAGGCUCGAGCGCGAGAGACAUAUGCUCGCGUGCUUGGUGCCAACUGGAUGAUGAUGUUCGUCUCCAAGACCCUACACUCCAGCACUGUUGUCGUAGCGCUUCGUAUCGUCGCCACCGUGUUGUUGGACCGUCACGGGCCCAUCUUGACGCGCUUCCGCUCCAACAUCCACGGCUUUGAGCUGCUUUCGGAUGUUCUUCCUUGGCAUGCCUCGUACGACCAAAUCUACUACUUGUUGAUCGCCCUGCUCUUGGGCAGAAGCGUCACGGACAUUCCGUUUGGCGCCACGUUCAACUUUACCACGUUGUUCAACCUGUUCCCGCUUCGUACGGGCGAUCCUUUGCCUCUGUUCUGUCCCGAAGCGGCGACCGUCCUGCUCGUGUUGGCCAAGGCGCUCUACGGUUAUCAUACUCGAACUGUUCUGGUGGACGCCCUAUCUCUGCAGCAGCAGCAGCAGCAGCAGCAGCAAGCACCCCCUUCUGUGGAUGCCGAGGCUGCUACCGACUCGGCUGCCGCGCGCUCUGCCUCAGCUUCCCCGUUGCCGACCGUGGGUAAACCUGCCUUGGAUCCUGUUGACGAAUGGGCUUCGACGUUCUCAGACACCAUCUUCCGCUUUUUCGGUGUGCUCUUUGCCCGAUCGGCUGCCUUCUCGGAAUGGUGCCAACGAUCCGAAAUGAUCAAGGAUGUGAUUGAUGUCCUCUUCCCGGCAUUGGACAAUCCGAUUGUUCGGUCGAGCUACCUGCGGCCUGCUGCACUCUCCACCAUGCCGUCCGCUUCGACCGCGGCAGCGCUCUUGUCCCCAGGACUGGCCACUCCGGGAGCCACUCUUCCUCGUCGUACGUCGUCCGUAUCGGGCGAGUCGCCCAGUACCCCGCGGAUUCGCACCCGCGCGACUGUUUGGAACAAGGCUGCCGAGCCCAAUGCCUCGUCCUCGGAUGAUUCGCCGGUCGCCGCCGCCCGCAGUGUGAGCCCCGCGAACGGUCUGAUGAGCCCACAAUCCACGGUCGAUCAGUCCUGGGAACCAGUGGAUGCGACCUCUGUGGAUGCGGAUGCCGCCGCAGCCGAGUUGUUGAUGCAACAAAACACCCUGGCGGGCGUGGAUAUUGUCCAGCAUGCCAUGGGCGCGCAUCCCUCGGCGCCGCACGUGUUUACGCUCUUGCGAGCAAUCGCCUUUGACGCUCUCUCGCAAACAGCUCGCGGAAUGGCAACCGUCGAGUUGGUGAUUGAGGCAUGUCCUCCGACGUCGCCUGUGCGCUUUUCCACCUACCAGACGCUGUUGCUCAACGGCCUGAUGAGGAACAUUCUGGAUCAAACUGUCCUUCGCCAAGCCUUGACGACCAAUGUCAAAAUGCUCGGCAGUCUGGCGUUGUUUGCAGACUUUGUCCUGAACAAGAAGCAACAGCAAACGCUCAACAGCCCGCUGACCUACGUGUACAUGUUCUCUCUGCGAGUGUUGCACAUGGUGCUGUUUGAUCGCGCCAUUGCUGGCUUGCACUCGAUCAAUGCCACUCACGUGGACGAUUUGUUUGCCACGUUGGACCGUGCCACGCUGCUCUUGCUGCAAAACUCGGUCACAAACGUUGCGGCACCGAGCGUGAGCAUGAGCGUGUCUGCAGCUGGGAAAGAGGGUGAGCAGUCCGCAGAUGCUCCUCCAGUCUCUGCUGCGGCCGUGUCCCCCAGCGCGAGCCCGGCCGGCCAGCCAGCAUCCCUCACUGUGGAUAUCCUCGAACGCAUCCUUCACGACCAGCAAGUGGUCCUUCACGAGCGCAAUUCGAGUCCCCUGUUUGUUGUGCCGCUUCUGCACCUCCUCAUCCGCUAUUCGCGCGAGCUCAACGCCCCGCUCAACAAGCUCGCCCUGAGCGUGUGGAAGCUCCUGCGAAACCAAAGCGCAUGUAUUGAGGAGGUGGUGCGCAGCAAGUCGGGCCGCCCCACCAACAUUAUCGAGCUCUACAACAUUCGGCUCGACGAGCAGCUCGAGUCCAAUCUUCGCACCAUCCAGCAAAUUUCAGCGUUAGAGUACGGCAUUCUCCCGUCGACUGCGCCACCGUGCACAGUGCUCAGUGACGAGGAAGUGAUUCUUGAAGAGGCCUCAGGCCGUGCAUUCCGGAGCUUUGAGGCGGCUGAAACCAAGCUUGUCCUUGAUUUUGGCCAGGCGCGCAUGAGAACCAGAACCGCGCUGCUGCAGCGCUUUUACAAACUCAUCCAUGCGCAUGAGGCGCAUGUGCGCGAGUUUGCCGAAAAGGCCAGCAAGCUGACGGAUGAAGUGCAUCAGAACGACCUGAUUUAUGGAAUCAAGUUGCGGCAGAAUGCCCGAGACGUUCGCCAGUACAUUCUUGAUCGCUGGGCGGGCUUGAAUGCCGACUUGUUCCGCGAGCGAGGCCUUUGGGGUUCGUCCGCCCCUCUGUCGCUCGACAAGUGGUUGCUGGACUCGACCGAAGGACCCAACCGCAUGUGCAAGCGUCUGCAGCGCAACCACGAGUUUUUCCGCCACUACCCGCAUUUGAUUCUUGCCCGAGAAGAUGCUGCCACUGGUGUGCUCGAAGAAGAUCGCCGACUCCCCAAGCCUGACCGUGUUGCUGUCAGCGCCGACUCGGAGGACUUUUACCGGACUGUCAUCCAGCCGCUGCAGACUGGCUCGCUUCCCUCGGACGAUGAUAAAAUCCUGGCCGAGCGUGCUGCUGAGCAGUCCGCGGCGGAAGCUGAUGCGUCUCAGCUGGCCGCGCGCAAUUCUGCCGCUUCACGAGUGUCUAGCAAUGUUUUUGCUGCCGGUGGAGAAGAAGAUCUGGGGGCGCACGUUGUGGACAGCGAGCCGUCAAGCCUGCCCUCCACUCCGACGACAGCACGGACGACCACGCCUGCGGCCACGACGUCGCCAACCCCUGCCGAUGGUGGUGGUGCUGCUGCUGCUGGUGGUGCUGCUGCCGGUAGUGGUGGUGCUGGCUUGGACGCGCCCUUGGGCGAGCGGGAUUUGUGGUUCCACCUGGACGACGAUUUCAACAUUGAUGACGAUCGUCACAUUAGUCAGCUGCUUGAACCGGGCGAUAAAAUUCAAUGGCGCUUCAACUGUGCUCGUGUCAAUGGCCUUGAUCCGAUCGAGGGAAUCCUGCUGUUCUGCACGUCCAACGUGUACCUGAUCGACGGCUUCUUUAUUGCCGACUCGGGCGAUGUGUUUGAGAUUUCCGCCGCGCCACACCUGCACAAGCCACUCUUGCCCAGCUUGGCGUCCAAGAAGUCUGACACCGACAACGCGCGCCAACUGUCCGUGUCGCAAAUGGUCGUCGGCGAUAAUGCGCCGCAGCACCAUCCUUUCAUUCGCUGGCCGCACUCCAGCAUCAAGGAGGUCCACAAGCGACGCUAUCUCUUGCAGGAACUGGCGCUCGAGCUUUUCUCGACCGAUGGCCAAAACUACCUGGUUGCCUUCCGAAAGGGAGAGCGCGACAAGAUUUACUCGCGCUUGUCGUCCCUUGCUCAGGUGCACGGUCCUCCCGGCGCGGAGCUUUUCUUUGACCAGCAAGCCAUUCUGAGCUCGAUCUCGACAUCCAAUUCUGCGUCGGUUUCCAAGGCGUCGGCGACAUCCAUGCUGACUGGCACUCUGCAAUCGUUCAUGAGCGGCAUGACUGGCGAUCGCACCUCGGCCUCCGUCACGCAACGCUGGGAACGGGGAGAAAUGAGCAACUUCCAGUACCUCAUGUACCUCAACACGGUUGCCGGUCGCUCUUACAACGAUUUGACGCAGUAUCCCGUCUUCCCGUGGAUUUUGCGCGAGUACGACACGGAGACGUUGGAUUUGAACGACCCUGCAGUCUUCCGUGACCUCUCCAAGCCGAUGGGCGCCCAGACACCAGCGCGAGCGGGCGAGUUCCAGCAGCGUCUGCUGACUUGGGACGAUCCGUCUGGCGAAACCCCUGCCUUCCACUUUGGCACGCACUACUCGUCGGCAAUGAUUGUUGCAUCGUAUCUCAUUCGCAUGGAGCCCUUCACGCAGCACUUUUUGCAGCUUCAAGGCGGCCAUUUUGAUCACCCCGAUCGGCUGUUCCACUCUGUGAAGGACGCCUGGCUCUCCGCAUCCGAGACCAGCAUGGCCGAUGUGCGCGAGCUCAUUCCAGAGUUCUUCUACCUGCCCGAGUUCUUGCAGAAUCAAAAUCGGUUUGUGCUUGGCACAAAGAACAAUGGCGCCGAGGUCAACCACGUUGUCCUACCUCGCUGGGCGAAAGGCGAUGCGCACGAGUUUAUCCGGCUUCAUCGCGAGGCGCUCGAGAGUGACUAUGUCUCGAACAACCUGCACCAUUGGAUUGAUCUUGUGUUUGGCUACAAGCAGCAAGGCGAGGCCGCCGCUGAAGCCAUCAACGUCUUCCAUCACCUCUCCUACGAAGGGGCGGUGGACAUUGACAAGAUUGACGACCCCGUCCAGCGAAAGGCGACCAUCGGCAUCAUCAACAACUUUGGCCAGACCCCGAGGCAACUCUUCCGAAAGGCUCAUCCCAAGCGCUCGGCAGCGCUGGGAAUCAACAAGGCGUGCACUGUCUUCACCCAUCCCGACAAUCUUCAGAUGACCUCGGAUCCCGUGAAAGAAAUUCGCGAGCCCAUUGGAGAGGUAUUGUCCGUUGAUGACAAGUGCGUGGUUAUUGGCGCGAAUAAGGCUUUCGUUCCUCCAAAUCUGGCCAAGUACGCCUUCUGGGGCAACCCAGACAUUUCGUUGCGCUUUGCCUCGACAGAUACUGGCAAGAUUUCGUCCGUGCACGAGCUGAUGCACGCUGGCCAAAUCACGACGCUCGCGUUUAUUGAUUCUGUUCAAAUGGUCACCGGAGGCACUGAUACCGUCGUCGCGGUCUGGAGCAUGAUCAAAUUGCCAAACAAGUCCAUCGGGAUGCGUCUCGAGAAGCGAUUGUUUGGACAUCGAGCGCCAAUCACGUGCGUUGCUGUUUCUCGGGCGUACAAUGUGAUUGUGACUGGUGCAAAGGACAAGAGCUGCAUUGUCUGGGACCUCAACCGGCGCGAAUACGUCCGUCAGUUGUUGGGCCAUCCGCACCAGGUCGUCUGUUUGACCGUCAAUCAACAAUCGGGUGACAUUAUUACUUGCGCCGGCACCUUCCUCUACUAUUGGAGCAUCAACGGCCGGCUCCUGGCACGCCAGGACACGUCUCGCAAUACGGGCAUCACUAUCAGCAGUGUUGCCAUGACAGAGGGUGCCGAAUGGCACAACCAGAAUUGCAUCAUCACUGGUCACACGGACGGCUCCAUCAAGCUUUGGAGCUGCACGUUUGCGGCGUCCUCAGACUCGACUGGGCGCUACGAACUUGUGCUGCGCGCCUCGUUCACUCUACCCGAGCUCGAGCCUGAAACCAGCGUCACUGUGACAUCCAUUGGAAUCUCUCGGGAUCAAUCGAAGGUCUAUGUCGGAGAUAGUGCAGGCAGGCUGUACUCGUUGGCACUGCCUGGAAGCUCUGAUGCGAUGACGGAUCAUUGGGUUCGCGACGACAUGGCAAGCAACUGCAACCACUGUUCAGUCAAGUUUUCCAUCACCGAGCGUCGGCACCAUUGCCGUAACUGCGGCCAAAUCUUUUGUGCCAAGUGCAGCAAAAACUCGCUCGUCCUGCCCCGGCUGAAGAUUUUCCAGCCAGUCCGAGUGUGCGAACCAUGCUUCACCGCGCUUGCCGAUCAGCGAACGUGAGCGAGUGAGAGUGCUGCUGCCUUUUUUGAUAUUUGUGUUUAGAUGGGUGUGUUUGAAGUUCUUUUGGUUUUUUAAAAAAUUCUAUGGAUGUGUGUCGUUAUUCACAAAGUUGUGCACAGCCACCAAUGGCUGUCAAAAAAAAAUGUAACUCGUUUAAUUUCGAC
Molecule: messenger RNA, 12004 nt
Organism: Capsaspora owczarzaki ATCC 30864
Lineage: Eukaryota; Filasterea; Ministeriida; Capsasporidae
Product: WDFY3 protein
Exons: 14
Coding region: 6-11840 (3944 amino acids)
Molecular function (GO): protein binding; metal ion binding
Source: RefSeq, a predicted model, not a curated record